Paramecium tetraurelia is the source of this 5694-nucleotide messenger RNA. RefSeq lists its product as uncharacterized. The transcript is spliced from 4 exons. The record is from RefSeq and is a predicted model, not a curated record. Lineage: Eukaryota; Ciliophora; Oligohymenophorea; Peniculida; Parameciidae. Gene Ontology annotation, biological process: Golgi to endosome transport. Gene Ontology annotation, cellular component: trans-Golgi network; endosome.
AUGGAUAAAUCAAAAUUGGUUUAGCACACAUCGUCUUUGAAUACUAAUCUACAAUAUUAUCUAAAUAAGUUCGAGAAGAACCAAGAAUGGGCUGAUAUAGCUCCAUUAUUGAUGAAAAUCGAAGGGUUGUUGAAAUAACACCCAUCUCCAUACAUAAUCGAGAAAAUAUAAUUAAGCAAGAGAUUAGCGUAAUGUCUAAAUCCUCACCUUUCUGCACCAAUUCACAUGUCUGUAUUGAAGAUCUAUGAUCAAUUAUUCAAAAAUAUGGCAAGCUUCAGCGUUGAAGGAGAUCCAUCAGGAGUGGUGAAAUUGUAUUUGGAAGAUCUCGCCCUAUAUUCAAUUGGACUGCUACCCUUUUUUUCGAAUGCAUCUUCUAAAGUAAGACCAUAAUUCUUGGAUCUAAUUAAAUAACAUUACGUUCCUUUGGGAAGAGAGUUAAUACCUAUGUUACCAGGAUUAGUUGCCAGUAUAUUGCCUGGUUUGGAUGAUUAAUAAGAAGCUAAUCAAAAGAAUUGCAUGAGUGUAUUAGAUGAAUUGAGUCAAUCGGCAGGCAGAAAAUUUCUCAUAGGAUCAGUGUGGAUGUCCAUGCUUCGAAGUUCUAAAUGCAGGAGUUCAUCUAUAAAGUAUUUAUCUCAGAAGAUCCCAAAAAUGCAAUAGGAAUAAGAGGAUGAGCAAUCAGAUUACAUGAGUGAUGAAUACGAAGAAGAAGAGUAAUAGAAAUCAUAAUAGAUUAUUGCAUAAGAACAGUAACAAAAUCAAUUGAAAGCUCCUCAAAAUAAUCAAGAUUUAGAAGACAUCAAAGAUGAUUCCAUAAUAUAAGCUAUGGAUAACAAGGCAUAGAAUGAAAUUAGAAAGAGAACUAUUGUUGUAGAAUAGAGUAUGGAAUUGAAGCGAAAGUAAGCUCUGAUGAUCAUUGAAGAUGGUAUCGAUGAGGAAACACCUGAAAACAAUUUUCCACCACUUUAUGUGUCUGCACUCAUUUCCUCUUUGGAAGAUGAAAAUUAAUUGAUCAAGAGAUAAGCACUCGAUAUGAUGUAUACUCAUUUGAAAUCGAAUGUCAUCUAAGAAAGUAAAGAGAUAUUGGUUGAAGCCUCAUUGAAAUUACUAAUUAGAAAAGAUUUAUCAGUUACCAGAAGAGUCAAUUAAUGGUUAUUUGGUAAACCAGACAUGGAUAACAAGUACUAGAUAACUGAACAAAAUAAAGAUAUUCUUUAACAUGUUGCGAAUUCAUUUAACAAAUUCUUACAAUAAGAAGCCAAUGAAUAAAAUGCAGUCUUUCCAAUUAAAUUAUUGUAUAAUUUCUUUAUGGAACAUGAUCAUAUGGUUGAAUUACUGAUUGGUCAGGUCUCCUUUAAUCUAAUUAAAUAUGUUGAGACUAAUCACAAAAAAUAUCCAGAAAUUGUAAAAUCUUGCAAAAGGUUAUUGGAAUCAAUCACAUCAUUUCUGUUGAUUGUUGUUAAUGAGGUCAGCAAAGUAUACAACACUUAUAUUAACUUCUUAUUUUCUAUUCUCAUCACCAAAGAGGAUAAUUUUGAGAAGUCCAUAGAAUUUACAUUAUUAAGAAGUGCUGCAGCUAAUUUGAUGACUUGCUUGUCAAAAUUUUCACCUGAAGAAUUGAGAAAACAAUCUCCUGGUUCCACUUUGAACACACUAUUAGUUAGAAUGGAACAAUUGCCAUAAUAAUUGGAUAAACAAUUAGUAGGGCCAGCAGAGAUGUCAAAUUAUGAUGAUGCCAUUGAAGAAUUCGGGUAGUUGUAUUAGAAUUUGUCUGAUGUAAUACUCGAUGGAGAUGAAUAAAUAAGAGUGGAGUUUGAAUCAAUUAGUAAAUCAUUAAUUAAGGGAUUAAGAUUCAAAUAAAACAAGGAAGUUCAACUACUACCAAAAUGGUUUACAUCAAUUACUAAAAUCAUCAAAGAGGAAAACCCAUCAAUCUCUUUAUUAGCCAUUCAAAGUAUGAUUGAGAUAUUGAUAUCUGAGAAAGUGGAUAUCAUAUAUGAGAAUCUGAAGAAAUUGAUUAUAGAAGAAAGUAGGACAAAAAUGUUGAAGAAUCAAAUUGUUGAGGGAUAAGAUUAUACCAAACUUACUCUAGAGAAAUUGUGGAAUCUUCUUGACUAUCCUUUUUUCCAUGAAAGAAUCAUAGAAAUGAUUGUCAAUCUAUCAAAAGUGUUCCCAACAUUUUUCACUGAAGUUGUAAUUCAUCAAUUCAAAAAUAUGCAAGAAGCAGCCAUCAGAAGAUUUGCUCUCUUUUGGAAAUUAAGUGCCACUCAUUAUAAGGAACUAUAAGAUCUAAACAAGGUGGGACUCUUUCUGAUGCUUGAUUUCUUGGAUCACGAGAAUCCAAUCAUAAGACACAAUGCUAAAAAUUGGUUAUUAGAAUCAACAGAAAUGUUAGAGAGAAUCUUGGAUCCUCUAUUCGAAGUUCUAAUUUAAAGUAGUUCAUCUUGGUAUUUGACUGACAACUAAUAGAUAUUCUUUGCCAAAGUUUAUGAAACCAAAAGAAUCAAUGAAACCAUCAAAAAACUAAAAUCAAUUCUUAUCUCAUUCAGUGCUAGAUUCAUGGAAUAUGUCUAAGAGACAGAGAUCUCAUCUUACAUCAAGGAUAUCCGUAUGCAUUUCACUAAUGAAAGUAGUGUCAUUAUGUAAAAGGACACCAUGAUGUACUUAGAUUUAUUGGUCAUCAUUUGUCUGAAAUAUGUGUAAGGAUAAGCCAUAGAAAGUAUGUCUUUGAAAUUCUACAAGGAAAAUGCUGCUGUUAAUGCAUCUGCAUGUGAAUACAUUGAAUUAUUGAUUGUCAAUGUUGAAAAUCCAAUUGUCUCCUUGAAAUUUGCUGAGUAUAUCAUGCAACCCUUGUAGAUUGUAUUAUAUCAUGCAAUUGAAAAUGAAGAUCUAGUUAUGCAGGUGUAAAUUCUGAAUUUGUUCAAAGUUAUUUUCUUCAAUUCCUCAUUUAGAACUAAAUUCCAACCAGAGCAAAGAGAAUUGAUUGAAGAUACCAUGAGUAGAUCAGUUAGUAAUAGCAUUUUCAUUCCUACUCUUCUGAGGGGUAUGCAUACUCAUGUGCUGUAUGUCAGAGCCUAAUACAUUCACUUCAUUAGCACAUGCAUCCCUUUGUUAGCUGAACAUUUGAGAUAAUAAACAUUGACUGAUUGCGUUCAAUAAAUUUUGACUGCCUAUUUUAAAAUGAUUAAAGAUAUUGCAAAUAGAUAAUAUGAAUAAUAGAAAUCAGAUCAGAAGAUGAAUUAAUUCGAUUUCCUCUAAGGGUCAUCUCAACAUGAAAUAUAAUCCAUCCUAAUUGGAGUGAAGACCAUUUUAAAACAUAUUCUUGGAUUGCAAGAAAGGGAUGACAUGUUUUACGAGAAGAUGAAAGGGGACAAUACUGUUUUCAACACAGUUAAAUCUAUGAUAACAUUUGGAUUGCUAAAUGUUUAAGAUCAAAGUAAAACAACCAAGUUAAUUUUCUAAAAGUUUCAGAAUACUUGCGAAGUAAUUAUAUCAACCCUGCCUUCGAUUCUUGAAUUAUAUAUAAAUUGUUGGUCGUUGGGAUAAGACUUCAUUAAAUACUCUGAUACUAUGACUGCUAUGGGUAUUGGAUCGUAUUCAUUUGACAAAUUCAAUUCAUUCAAUAAAAUUCUAUAAGAGUAACAAACCAAGGAGACCAACAUUGUCAAGCCUUAGAUCUUAUAAAUGAUGAAACCAUUAUUUAUGAGUUACUCUAAAUAAUUCAUGACUGCCUUACUCUCAGUAUGGAGUAAUUAAAUCAAUCUACUACAAAAAUUGUUCUUUGAAAACGAAUAAAUUCUGAUUGAUCCUUUCUCUCUCCAUCAAAACACUUUUCUAUUGAAAACUAUUGAAAUUAUGAUUAUGAUGCAAUGUCCAAUUGAACUGUUCUUGGACAGUCUAUUGGAAUGUUAAUAAUUAUAGGAGUUGCAGAAAUAUUAUGAUAUUUAUAGAAGGAAGAAAUUGUCAACCACAAUGUUGAAUUUCUAGAUUUCUCAACAAGAAACUAAUAUCCUAUACUUUUUAUAUUGUUAUUUCACUUUUGCUUAAAUAGAUCCAAAUUAGUUAAAGAAAGAAAAUCUUCUCCCUUUUUGGGUGUAAAUAAUGAAAAUUCUGUAGAUACUGGCUUUAUCGAAAUCCCCAAGCACAAAUAUGUGGUUAUUGGAAUUGUAAUUACUCUUAACUCGUAAAUAUUCUCCCAAAGAAAUAGUUGGAGAUCAGCGAUUCAGAAAUCAACAUCAUGAAUUCAUAAAUGAUAAGUUAAAAUAUGUGGCUUAAUUCGGAGGAAAACUUAAUAUCUUUUGGAAUGACCCAGGCAUCAAAUCUGAAGGAGAUGAUUUGUUUCAGUAAUAUUCAAUCAAAUUUAAAGUGGUGACUCCUUUAACUCCAACUCUAUAUGACAUAUACUUGAAUGUCAUAAGAUCUCUCAAUAAAGAGGUACAAUAUGAAGUGACUGACAUUGAGAAACUAAUAUUUAGUUAAUUGAGCAGUGUGACUGAGGAUUUCAUUUAGACUAUCUACAGGUUGAUGUGCAUAAAGACACUUAAAAACGUAGCCUUGGAAUUGCUUUAAAACUCUUAUGCUGUGGAAAAGACAGAACGAGUGGUUUUGAGAUGUAAAGAAAUGAUGGACAUUCUGUAUCCUCUCUUAGAGAACAGAAGUCAAUACAAUUAGAUUUAUGUUUAAAUGAUCUCAGAGAUGUUGUAUUUCCAGUUAGAUAAAGCAAGACAAGUGUUAUUGAAGGUUUAUAAAGACUCAAUACUCAACAUUUUCAACAAAGAGGACUUCUUCAUAUAAUCAAAGCAUACUUUAAAGUAUUGGACUAAGAUUAUUAAUUGGGUUGUGUAGUAUGGCAGAAGUGAUCUAUUCACUUAGUAUUUAGAGUAGGUCGCUUAAUAAUCUUCGUUCUUCUUCAGCAGAGAAGGGGAGGAGAACAAAAGGAGAAUUAGGACUUUUGAACGAAUCUGUUUUCUGAUAUUCAGUGGAGAGAGAGAUAGAUAUACGAAGAAAUUAGAUUUGCUCAUUGAAAAGAUCUCUGAAGUUAUAAAAUCGGAUUCGGCCAAUCCUGGACUUGUUAUGCUUAUUCUAUUUUGUGUGAGGAUUCUGAUCUUGAGAUUGUCACCAAUUUAAUUAAACGAACUAUUUAGAAAUAUGUGGCCAACACUUCUAACCUUAUUGAUUAGUAUUUUCAAAAAUAAGCAAUCAAACUAAAAUUUGGUACUAGCUGCUCUCAAAUUAGUGGAAAUGAUUUCUUUCAUGUAAUAAGAUGAAUUUUUCCUCCAUCAAUGGAUUUUCAUUUAUGAUUACUUUGGAAUUAAGAUUCAAGAGAACUAGGGCAUAGGAGUACCCAUAACUCCAUUUUUGUAUUAGCCCUACUGUUCAAACUUCUUAUUCUAGCAAUAUUCAGUUGAUUACAGCAAGGUGGAAUAGACCAAUGUGACUGAUCCUUAGAAGAGAGAAAUAAUAAUUAAGUAAAUCAAAGUGGAUGGACAACAAUAGUUGGAGGAAAUCUCUCUGUAAUUGUGUAACUAUUUGGUGCAGUUGAAUAGCAUUAGGAUUUACACGGCGAAUGAAGAUAUCGAAGACUUGAUAGAGAACGAUUUCAUCUAAUUGGAUUAGUUUAUAUAUGAGAUAAUAAUGAUUAAUAUAUGUUUACUUUAUCAAGAGAAAAAUUUGAAAUUACAUACACCAGCAAAUUGA